This is a messenger RNA of Rhineura floridana, 6618 nucleotides long. Its product is annotated as protein phosphatase 1 regulatory subunit 3E-like. Gene Ontology annotation, molecular function: glycogen binding; protein phosphatase 1 binding. The record is from RefSeq and is a predicted model, not a curated record. The transcript is spliced from 2 exons. Gene Ontology annotation, cellular component: protein phosphatase type 1 complex. Bases 396 to 1472 code for a protein of 358 amino acids. Lineage: Eukaryota; Metazoa; Chordata; Lepidosauria; Squamata; Rhineuridae. Gene Ontology annotation, biological process: regulation of glycogen biosynthetic process.
UACCGCGCGUCGAGGUCUCCCCCCGCAAUCGCGCCGGGUUCUGCAGCAGCGCCGCCGCCGUUGCCAUACGCGGAGAUCAGCGGGCAACUCACGGUCACGGCGACGUGCGCUGCUUAGGCCAAGAGCCGGCGACAGCACCCGGGGCACAUCUUCCGAGCUGAAACCGUGCAGUGUGAGCCGCGGCAAAGCUCGCAGGGGACUCUCCGCUGAACCGCGAUCAGCCCCGUCCGCUCCGCGAGCGACGGCUGCCGAGCUCUCCCACCCCAGCUGAGCGCCAGCGAGGAAGGGGCGCAGCAAAGGGCCAGACGCGCCUGCCCUAAAGGAACGCCUCGCAGCCGCGUCGCCAGCAUCAUGAACUGACGGGCCCUCAAAGCCGGAGUCCCGCCAGCCCAGCCAUGGAGAAGGCAGGCUCGCUGCAUGCCUCGGUGCCCACGCCGCCGACGCGCCUCUACCUGCCGCGCAACUUCAGCUGCAGCGCCUGCCUCUACGGCAGCUUGGCCGAUCAAUGCAAGGGAGGCUGCAGUCCCGAACCCGAGGCGGUGGAAGCGCCGACCCCGUCGCCGUCCUCCCCGCCACCUCCAUCUCCGCCUGUGACUCGCGAGGCGGCGGCAGGCGCAAAGAAGCCGUCUGCGCUGCCCCCUUCUCGCUCCCCAUCGCCGUCUCCGACCUCCCCGCCGCCUCCCUCGCUGUCUUCCCGCGGCAGGGAACCCACCUUGCCGCCGGUGCCUCCCAGCCCGACUCUCCGCCGGCGGGCCAAGUCUCUCCCGACGCCCGGCGAGCGCGGCUUAAGGCCGGCCCUGCAGCAAAGCCCGUCGCGCCGCAAGACGGUGCGCUUCGCCGACUCGCUGGGCCUGGAGCUCAUCGCCGUGCGCCACUUCUGCCAGGCCGAUGUGCCGCGGGUACCCGCGCCGCUGGCGGCGUCUCCUUUCGCCCGCGGCGCCGCCGCCGCCGACCUGCUCAAGACGCGGAAGCCGCCGGCGCUGGGCGAGCUGGAGCCGGUGCUCUUCGGGCCGCCGGCGCCCGUGCUGGAGCCCCUCUUCCCGCCGCAGCCCGGCUCCAGCGCCGGCUUCGGGGAGCGCGUCCGAGAGCAGAAGGUGAAGCUCGAGUGGGUGCGGCCGGAGGCGGUGGGCUUGCGCGGCGCCGUGCGCGUCCUCAACCUGGCCUACGAGAAAAGCGUCUCGGUGCGCUACACGCUCAACCGCUGGGCCAGCUGCAACGAGGUGCCGGCCACCUACCUGCCGCCGCCUCCGGCCGGCCACGCUGGCGACGGCCUUACCGACCGCUUCGCCUUCCACCUGCCCGUGGGCGAAGGCACCACGCUGCUCGAGUUCGCCGUGCGCUACUGCGUGGCCGACACCGAAUACUGGGACAACAACGACGGCCACAACUACAAGCUGCGCGGUAGGCAGCGGCCGGCGGCGGCGCCCGGUCAGGAGCCCGAUGCUGGCGGCGCCUGGAUCCACUUCAUCUGACCAGCGCGAAGGAGGAGGCGCGUGUCCCCACGCCCACGUUCGCCGCCGUCCGAGCCUACCGCUCGAGGGUCCCUCUUUCCCAGCUUUGCAGCACCUCUCCUCCGGGAUACAGCGGCGAAGAGCAGCAGGCUCCCGUCCCUCGACGUCUAUGGCAACAGGACGGUUUCUUGGGGAUGGGACGGAUGGUAGGACGUGAGGACCGAGGAAGAAGUGGAGUCUGCCGUUAAAUGCGAGGGAGGGGGAGUCUUGUAUGUUAUGCCCAUUCCCCGGGUUUUUUCAUUAUGGCCAAUGGAUGUGGAAAACAAAGAGCUCCCUUCCAGCUUAAUCUUCACUGGAUUUACAAUAGGUAACAGUCCGGUUGUGUUUGUUUUUUCUGUGGUCACUUUUACCUGAUCCUCUCCAAUGACCAGAGGUGUAGUUGUGCGGGGUCAGGGGUCUUAGACCCUUUCCUUUUUUGGGAGCAGGGUCCCAGCAGGAUCCCUAUGUCUCCAGCAUCCUAUGAACCAAUCAGCAUGAAAGGGGAGUGUGUUAGCCACUGAGAAGAAUCUUCUAACAUGCUUCCUUGUCCUUUCCUGCCCAGAGUGAAAGAUGGUGAGUCAACCACAGAGAAGAUUCUUCUCAGUGCUAACACUUUCCUCUUUCAUGCUUAUUGGCUCCUAGGCAUUAACAAGGAUCUCUCUCAAUCCAACAGCAAAACAAGCGGUGAGAGGGCAUGGCUGUGAUUAACAUGAAGAGACUCUGCACUUCUGAAUUUGCCACUACCAUACUGCCAGUGACCUUUGACUUGCCCUCUAACCAGCCUUGAUCAAAUCUCUCCUUUUGCAACUAGGCUUGCAAUUCAAAAUAUAUACUUAACAAGAAGUCAGUCCCAUUAUAACUCCAACUUAGUUUUCACUGGGGGUAGUAUGUGUAUGAUGCAGUGCUCCUCAGAUGUAAAUAAAUAUAAAUGAAAUUUCCUUCACAAUGAACAUUAAUGUGUCACGGAGAAGAGGAGGGUGCAGCCGCCUCCCACAUGGUAGUUUUUAUGUAAAAAAAAAACACUGGAGGAGUCUUCCAUCAUGUAAGCCCCUCCUGCAGUUUGAGGUGGUUCAUCCCAGACACAGGUUGACACCCUCAGUGAGGAGCAGGUGCCAUACAUAAUUUAAAUAGUGAGCUUGCUGUAGCUCAACUGCUGUAUUUCAUUUACCCCAAAUCAGGGAGAACCAGUCUGUGACUUAACAGGAGAAGCUGGCUGUGCACAGUGCUGAUUGGCUGAAAGCUAGUGACAUCACUAAUCCUCAUUCCCUGAAGUUUUUAUCAAGAAAAAGAAACCAAAUUACUCCUUUAAAAAAAGAGAAAUUAAUGUAUGUUUAAUUGAAUAAAUGUACAUGCUGCAUCUUUAAAAAGAUGUCAAACAGCCUGUCUGAAGCAUGGGGAAGGGCAAGUCAGACGACUGAAUCAGUACAAUUAAUAUGUCUGGAUCUUUGUGGAGAUGGGCUAGAGCCAGGCUCAAGCUGCCUGUAGGGGUGGACAUAGGAUAUCCUGAUCUGCAUGACUGCCAAACUUCCUAGUUAAAUGUGUUUAGGGCUGGCUGUAAGGAUAACUUUAGUUCACCAUUAUAUAAGAAGAAGCUGUUUGAAUCCAGCCUCUAGGGAUGUGAUCUGAUCAUUCCAAGAGUUUAUCAGACCUCAGUGCUGCUCUUCUGUUCCAUUGAGGGUUUUGCAUGUAUGCACUUGAGAGAUUAUCAAGUGAGGCUUCUUUCAAGAGCAGGGAAGACCUGGCUUCCUCAAGUCCCUCAGCUUUUCCUCCUCAAGCAGGUCUGGACUACAAGACCUCGUCUACUCUUCUCACGGGUAAUUUUUCCUCUGCUGUUCUUCACUUACCAUGUCUUGAGUUGUGAGAUGUUCCAUAUUUAUACACCACCAUAUGAUAUUUUCAAAAUUAUGUGUUUCCAAGGACUGGGAAGACUGAGUGGGUGCCCUUGGAAAUGCCCCAGCAACCUUUGCAACCAAGCGAUGGCUCCCUAGCAGAUGCUGCAUGAUUCCACGUGACAUGAGACAUGUCCUAUUGGAAAGCUUUCCCUGAAGGUGGAAUGCUUGAAAACCACUGGUUUAGCAGGUAUCUGAAGUUUCUUUCUGUAUAUGCUUUUAAUUUUAUUUUUUGUCUUUGUAAGCUUACUGCCAGCAUAAAAAUGUAGCUUUAUGAAAUGUGCCAUGUUUUCUGAAAUGUGCAAUAUGUCGCCUAGUUCCUUUCAUCAGUACAGUAAUAAAACUCCCAACAAAUACAGCACUCAGGUAACGGCUCUAACUGCUCUUUUUUAAACUAAAUGUAAUGCCAUCCCAUGAGUAUUGUUUUUAAAUGAGUGAUUAAAAUGUACAGGUCCCUCUCAGCCUCGCUAUAUAAGUUACGCUAUUUAGCAUUGGCUACCUUUUUCAUGUAUAGCUGGCAGGCUAUGUAAAAAUGGUUUAAGGACUGCUACGUUUGCCCCCACGGGCUAGUUAUCAAAAGAAUAACUGUUCAGUUGAUAAACUACUACAUGAACAAAUGUGGGUUCAUGCAUAACAUAGUUCUUUUACCAGCCAGCUGAAGCAUGGGUUGAUGAGGCUUGUGGCAAAAAUCUGCUAAAUUUAUACCCUCCUAGAAAAAGAAGUUACUCUGAAGUAAAUUCAGAUUGUCUUAGGUGCCUUUCAAGGAUAAUCACUACAGCAUUGGACAUGUUCCUUAAAUGCUUUUCUUAAUUCUACAGAAUGUUUUUAUGGCUUCAGGAUGAAUUUAUGUCAUAAACACAGAAAAUGUAUUAGCCAUUUCCUAGCACACACUGUCAGAACAAUGUCCUUGGGACAUUUAACUCAGUGUUUUCAAAAACCAGAUGGGCUUUUUAACAUUUCCUUUUAUUGCAGUGAAAGGUGUAGCAGUGUGAAAUGUCUCUUUGUGCCUCUCUGUAAACCACAUUCAUAUUAAAUCUAGAAAAUUAUAAUAUGACCAUAGAUCAUAGUAUAAUAUAUAUUUUGCACAAUUCUUAUGCAGAUGUAAUUCUAUACACAAACGUGUGUGUGUAAUCAAAUCUUAGUUUUUUAUGGGGUUGUUUCUGCGCAGAAUUUAUCUGACAAAUAUGUGUUGCUCUUAUGCUGCAUUGGCACUCCUGGAUGGAUAUUUUGUGUGUGUGUGCAUUUUAAGCACUCGCAUAAAAAGGAACUUCUGAAGGACUUUGCUUUUACAUUUUUAAUUAAUAUGCACGGCUCUUAAGCAAAACUUGAAUACACUUGUGUUGUAUAUAUAGCUUGUGUGCAACCUUUGUGUUGUGUGAAUGGCUGAAUCUCAAGUCCGUUCAUCAUAUAGCUCACUGCAAACAUGGUAGCUGUGCUCUUGUCCUUAUUGGCCCUUUCAGGAAAAAAAUAUUGUUAGCUUAACUUUCUGUCAAGAGUUCACUUCACAAAACUAUAAAGAAUGAGCAUUGUCUUGUCAUUGACUAAACGUUAGCAUGCAAAAUGAGUAAAUAUACUUAGAAGAGUGAUAUAUACACUAGCAAUUCCAAAGAGCGUAGGUAAUCAUUUUUCCAUUCACAUGUGAUUUGUGCAACUUUAAAAUGCCUGGGCUUUGUUCUAGUUAAAUGCAACCCCCAAAAUGUACCAUUUUCAAAAAUAAAAACAUACCUUUACCAAGGAUUUUUUCUAUGCAAUAAUCUGCUCACCUUUUGUGUUUCAUUAAAGAAGAAGAGAACUUGAAAAGAACAUGACCCAAUUGCAACGAAGACUACAACCUUGUGCGUGCAUACUUGGGAAUAAGUUCCACAGAGCUCAGACUUACUCCUAAGUAAAUAUGCAUACAGUCGUGCUGCAAGUUUUGUUGUUCAGGGUGUAUUUUAUAUUUCUUCCACUGAACCUGAUAAGAUGUUAAGUGUUUCUGUGUUGAAAUCCCAUACAGUAAAGAGUCCAGAAAUCUCAAUAGCAGCUCAGUCGAUACUCAAGCAGACACCAUUGGGGUGACAUGGAAAGCAGAAUAACUUUUCAGGAAAGUUAAAUAUGAUCCUUUAUACAAUGCACAAUGCAUUGCUUUUAUCAGGAUGUUUGCCUUUUUGAUCAUAUGGAUUUAUAGUGCUAUUCUCUCUGUGUGUGUCUACUGUGGAUAGUGCUAAUGCUAGGCAAAAAAAAAAUCUAGCAAUCAUCCACUGUUGUAGCAAUGAUGAAAAUUACUGAUUUUAAUAUCCAAUACUUUUAUAUUCGACAAAGGGUUUUUAGUUGUUGUUUACUUCAUCCAAGCAGGCUCAGUCAUGUAAGGUUACAAAGGUGUGCUCAGUAUAGAUAGCUAAGGUUGUAAUCCUAUACCCACUUACCUGCCUGCCGAUAAGCCUCAUUGAGCUCAGUGGGACUUCUUUCUGAGUACACGUGUAUAGGAUUCCACUGUAAUUUUUUCUGAUUAAGGCUGCAACCUUGUGCAUACACAUCCUAGUGAACUUAGUUGGUCAUUAGUUGAGUGUACAUCCACAGGCUUAGAUCACAGAGCUUUGUUUUAUUUCCAUAUGCACAGUAAUUCAGCUCUGGGAUUGAGGACCUAUGUUGUACCUUUUGAAACCACACUUAUAUAGUUUAAAUUGUUUCUCUCACUAGUCACUAACUGUAAUCCUAUACAUGCCUUCUUAGAAGUAAGUCCUGUUGAGUUCAAUGGGGCUUACUCCCGGAUAAGUGUGAACAGGAAUGCUUGCUAAGAGUGCAGUCCUACAGCUCCGAUCAUUUCAGUGGGACUUCCACAGAAAAACCUCUGGGUGGGUUGUGCCCACAUUACUAGCACUUGGAGAAAAGAACUUCAUCACAACACAUACCUGUUGUGAUAAUACUUUUUGUUAUUUAUUUCCACGCAUCUUGUCUUUAUUCAAAAGUUAACUCUUAACUGCUGGAUGUGAACUGUAAUGUUUGUACUACUGAUGUUAUUUUGUUUGUAGUUUUUUCUGGUUUGUGGUUGGUUUGUUUUUUGGUAAAAAUUAUGUCAUGUCAUUUGAUAUUAAUGCCUUCUACUCUUUCUGAAGCCAGUGAAUACAGAUGUGAUAUAUCUUGCCUUAUGACAACAUUACAUAUCGUGUCUAUCUAAAGUGUUAUCCAGUCACUGGUUAUACUACUAUGGUGAAAAAUAUGUUUAUAAAUGUGUAAUUACUAAUUGUCAUUAAACUUAA